AUGGCGCGCGGAGCAGCAAACGGCUCCUUCAUGGAGUACCACCCUGCCUCACGGACGAUUACAGGAUUGAAACGGUGGUCUUCCAUUAACAAGGAUCUUCCAGGUCCCUCACAGGUAAGAGCGAUUCACGUGUACGACUUCGACAACACAUUAUUCUCGAGUCCGCUUCCGAACCCACAGCUAUGGAACGGUCCCAGCAUUGGAUUUCUGCAGGCCUACGAAAGCUUCGCAAACGGAGGAUGGUGGCACGACCCUACGCUCCUCUCUGCAACUGGUGAUGGCAUAGAGAAAGAAGAACCCCGCGCUUGGAAGGGGUGGUGGAACGAACGGAUUGCGCAAUUGGUCGAGUUGAGCAUGAAACAAAAGGAUGCCCUCACAGUGCUCUUAACUGGCCGGAGCGAAGCUGGGUUCUCUGAGCUCAUCAAACGCAUGGUCGACAGUAAAAAGCUCGAGUUUGAUCUCGUGUGCCUGAAGCCCGAAGUCGGGCCCAAUGGCGAGCGGUUCUCGUCGACUAUGGAUUUCAAACAGACAUUCCUUGAGGAUAUUGUUCUUACUUAUGAGCAGGCUGAUGAGAUUCGGGUCUACGAGGAUCGCCCUAAGCAUGUCAAGGGCUUCCGUGACUUCUUUGAGAAACUGAACCGGAGCUACAAAAUGAAUGGUUCCGACAUCCGAAAACCACUCACAGCUGAAGUGAUUCAGGUAGCCGAAGAGACCAUGUAUCUCCCCCCUGUAAUUGAAGCAGCUGAAGUGCAACGUAUGAUCAAUUCGCAUAACGUUGCUACUCGUGACCCGGCUUUAAAUGUGAGCAAAUCGCCGUAUGGUCGGCUAUGCAUCAGACGCACCACAUAUUUCACUGGGUAUCUUAUCCCGAAUUCGGACUCGGAUCAACUAAUCCGGCGGAUACUAAAUCCCCUGGUGCCUUCGGGGCUUGCUGAAUCAAAUGACUUGAAGUAUAUGGCUAACAGUAUCCUAAUCGCUCCGCGACCCGCAACUCGUUCAAUACUGGACAAAGUUGGUGGACUUGGCAAGAAGCUCAGCUGGAUCGUCACUGGGACUGGUGUCUUUGAGAACAAAGUUUGGGCCGCUCGCCUUCAGCCUGUGCCAGACACAGAGAGAUAUCACACAGAGAACAGAGUUCCAUUCGUGGUCCUAGCAGUGCGCAAAGGCGCUCGCCCAAUUGAUGCCCAGAAGAUCCAUAACUGGCACCCUAUCCCCUCUGACAAUGCUCUUAAAAUAGAGAGUGUGGUCGGAGAAAAGGUCGUCCUCCGCAUCGAAGAAGAGAAUGCAAGUGACUACGAUAACCGCUUCAUGAACAAGACUAGCAAGAGACGCCAUCAGCAAGAACGGGACGAAGAUAUCCUGUACCCACCCCAAAGUGCCCCCGAAGGCUCGCAGGGUCGACAACCCCACGGAUGGCCGCGACAUGGUAAUAACAACCGCAACCAGCACGAUGAUGGACCUCGUCGUGGAGGUUUCCGCGGUCGUGGCCGUGGUGCCGGCCCGCGAGGUAGAGGGUACUCGCACGCGAACCGCGGAGGCGGACGCGGCAGAGGUCGCGGACAUAAUGCAGGCCCUGCAGGCUACAGGUCUCUCGAUGACCAUAGCGGGUAUGAAGGAGGAGGUGGUGGAGGUGGUAGUGGCGGCGGCGGUUAUGAGGACAAAUCGGCCAUGAACUAUUAG
This is a messenger RNA of Aspergillus calidoustus, 1680 nucleotides long. NCBI's taxonomy places the organism in Eukaryota, Fungi, Ascomycota, Eurotiomycetes, Eurotiales, Aspergillaceae. The record is from the annotation of a GenBank genome assembly.